Brassica napus (rape) is the source of this 462-nucleotide messenger RNA. RefSeq lists its product as uncharacterized. The transcript has a single exon. Lineage: Eukaryota; Viridiplantae; Streptophyta; Magnoliopsida; Brassicales; Brassicaceae. Bases 1 to 462 code for a protein of 153 amino acids. The record is from RefSeq and is a predicted model, not a curated record.
AUGAAGAUGAUGAAUGGGAUCUUCCGGGAGUACUUGGACGAGUUUGUGAUUAUCUCUAUAGAUGAUAUACUCGUGUAUUCCAAGACCAAGGAAGACCAUGAGAGACAUCUUCGAGCAGUGUUGGAACGCCUGAGGGAACAACAGCUCUUUGCUAAAUUGAGCAAGUGCAGUUUCUGGCAGAAAAGCAUUGGGUUCCUUGGACACAUUGUGUCUGAUCAAGGGGUGUCUGUUGAUCAAGAGAAGAUCAAGUGUAUACGGGAGUGGCCGCAGCCAAAGAACGCGACGGAAGUAAGGAGCUUCUUGGGGCUGGCCAGCUAUUACCGGAAAUUCGUCAAGGGAUUCUCGAGCUUGGCUCAGCCCAUGACCCAGCUGACUGGCAAGGACGUGAGGUUUGCAUGGUCUGAGUCUUGUGAAAAGAGUUUCGCCGCUUUGAAAGACAUGUUGACUAGUGCACCGGUCUAA